UAGCCUGAGUGGGAAACCCGCUCGGUCUUUCCUGCCGCUUCCGAGCAGAGCUGGGAACAUGCCGACCAAAGGUCCUCUGCAGUCAGUCCAGGUUUUUGGACGUAAAAAAACAGCCACAGCUGUUGCUCACUGUAAAAGAGGCAAUGGUCUUAUCAAGGUGAAUGGGAGGCCCUUGGAGAUGAUUGAGCCUAGAACUCUGCAGUACAAGCUGUUGGAACCUGUGCUUCUCCUGGGCAAGGAACGAUUUGCUGGCGUUGACAUCAGAGUCCGUGUGAAGGGUGGUGGACAUGUAGCACAGGUUUAUGCUAUCCGCCAGGCUAUUUCCAAAUCACUGGUUGCUUACUACCAGAAAUAUGUGGAUGAGGCCUCCAAGAAGGAGAUCAAGGACAUCCUGAUCCAGUACGAUAGGACCCUUCUCGUUGCUGAUCCCCGUCGCUGUGAGAGCAAGAAGUUCGGUGGACCUGGAGCACGUGCUCGUUACCAGAAGUCCUACCGUUAAAUUUAUUCUGUACAUUUUCAUACAAUAAUAAAUCUGGACAAAAGUUCAA
Polyodon spathula (Mississippi paddlefish) is the source of this 548-nucleotide messenger RNA. Its product is annotated as 40S ribosomal protein S16. Gene Ontology annotation, molecular function: structural constituent of ribosome; RNA binding. Gene Ontology annotation, cellular component: ribosome; cytosolic small ribosomal subunit. The transcript is spliced from 6 exons. The record is from RefSeq and is a predicted model, not a curated record. Bases 59 to 499 code for a protein of 146 amino acids. NCBI's taxonomy places the organism in Eukaryota, Metazoa, Chordata, Actinopteri, Acipenseriformes, Polyodontidae. Gene Ontology annotation, biological process: translation; maturation of SSU-rRNA from tricistronic rRNA transcript (SSU-rRNA, 5.8S rRNA, LSU-rRNA).